Messenger RNA from Leopardus geoffroyi (Geoffroy's cat), 3039 nucleotides. RefSeq names its product UDP-glucuronosyltransferase 3A2-like. Bases 150 to 1715 code for a protein of 521 amino acids. NCBI's taxonomy places the organism in Eukaryota, Metazoa, Chordata, Mammalia, Carnivora, Felidae. Gene Ontology annotation, molecular function: UDP-glycosyltransferase activity. The record is from RefSeq and is a predicted model, not a curated record. The transcript is spliced from 7 exons.
UUCCCAAGCUGCCUGCCAGCGCAUUUCCUUGGCAGCCAGGGCAGCGUGUGUCCCAGGGCACGCACACAGGUCACUGUGCAGGACACAGAGCCACAGAGCAUAGGGCUCUGGGCACCAGGCUGGAAUCUGCAGCUGGGACAGGAGCAAGCAUGGUGGGGCAGCAGGCGCUACUGCUAGCUGGCUUGUUUCUGCCUGGGUUCCUGCUCUCUGAGGCUGCGAAAAUUCUGACUUCUUUUGCACUGGGUGGAAGCCAUUAUCUACUACUGGACCGUGUAGCUGAGAUUCUUCAAGAUCAUGGUCAUAAUGUCACUAUGCUUUUUUACGGAGAAGAGUUUUUAAUCCCAGAAAAGGGUGAAACAUCAUAUGAAGUUAUCAGUUGGCUUCCACCUGAAGAUCAUAAAAAAGAAUUCAGGAAAUGUUUUGAUUUCCUUGUGACAGAAACUUUGCAUGGCAGGGAAACAUUUGACAACUUUGUAUCAUUAAUGAAACAACUGGGAAUUCGAUGCAGUGAUUUGCUAAGGAGAGGUGAUAUCAUGGAUUUCUUAAAAAACGAGAACUUUGACUUGGUAUUUGUUGAAGCAUUUGACUUCUGUUCUUUCCUCAUUGCUGAGAAGCUUGGGAAGCCAUUUGUGUCAAUUCUUCCUACCCAAUUUGGAAGUGUGGACCAUGGGCUACCAAGUCCUGUGUCUUAUGUUCCAUUAUUCCGUUCCUUGCUCACCGACCACAUGGACUUCUGGGACAGAGUGAGGAAUUUUCUGAUGUUCUUUGAUUUCUCCAUAAAGCAAAGGCAAAUCCAUUCUACCAUUGAGAACACCAUCAAGGAACAUUUCCCGGAAGGCUCCAGGCCAGUUUUGUCUCAUCUUUUAAAGAAAGCAGAGCUGUGGUUUGUUAACUCUGACUUUGCCCUUGAAUUUGCUAGGCCCCUGCUUCCCAACACUGUGUAUGUUGGAGGCUUAUUGGCCAGACCUGUUAAACCAGUACCACAAGAAUUUGAGAAUUUCAUCAGCAAGUUUGGAGACUCUGGUUUUGUCCUUGUGGCCCUGGGCUCCAUAGUGAGCAACUAUCAGUCCCAGGAAGUUCUCAUGGAGAUGAACAGUGCCUUUGCUAAUCUGUCUCAAGGUGUGAUAUGGAAAUGUAAGUUAUCUAAGUGGCCCAAAGACGUCAAAUUGGCAGCAAAUGUGAAAAUCGUGGACUGGCUUCCUCAGAAUGACCUCUUGGCUCACCCACGCAUCCGUCUUUUUGUCACUCAUGGUGGGAUGAAUAGCAUAAUGGAGGCCAUCCAACAUGGUGUACCCAUGGUAGCGAUUCCUGUCCUUAAAGAACAGGCUGAAAACAUGGUCCGAGUAGAAGCCAAAAAGUUUGGUGUCUCUAUCCAGUUAAAGCAGAUCAAGGCAGAGACAUUGGUUCUGAAGAUGAAGGAAGUCAUAGAAGACAAGAGGUACAAGUCAGCAGCGGUGGCCGCCAGCAUCAUCAGGCGCUCCCACCCCCUGACCCCUGCCCAGAGGCUGGUGGGCUGGAUCGACCACAUCCUCCAGACAGGGGGUGCGGCCCACCUCAAGCCCCAUGCCCUGCAGCAGCCGUGGCAUGAGCAGUACCUGCUGGACGUCUUCUUGUUCCUGCUGGUGGUCACCCUGGGCACCCUGUGGCUCUGCGGGAAGCUGCUGGGCAUGGUGACCAGGUGGCUGUGUGGGGCCAGGAAGCUGAAGAAGGCCUGAUGGGGAUAUAAUGUUUAUGGUUGUCUCAGGACCCACUGGUUGUACCAGGCUUCCAACAAACACAGGGCACUGCUGGUGUCUUCCCCAUAUUGGCACUUUAGGGUGGAACACAAAUAUCUCCUCAUUAUAAUCUGCCUCUGCUUAGAAAUUCUUAUGAAGUAAUCUUGGGAUCUUUUUUAAAAUUGUGGUAAAAUUUAUAUUAUGUAAAAUUUACCAUUUUAACCAUUAAGUGUACAGUCGUUGGCAUUAAGCACAUUGACGUUAUCAUGCAAACCUCACUACCAUUCAUUCCAGAACUGUUUUCAUCAUCCCAAAUUCAAACUCCAUGCUAAUCAAACAGUAAAUACUCAUAACCCUGCCCCCACUCCCAUGACCCCACAGGCUCCUGCCAACCCCCAUUCUACUCUCUGUGUCUGUGAAUUUUAUCUUGGCUUCUUGACUUGCCCCUCAUCAAUGGCCUCCUCACUCAGAUCCAGGCCUUCAUCCGACAGGCCUGCUUUCCUCCCCAUUCCAUGUCCCUAGACACAGGGCCAUGCUUACUUCACUGUUGCUCUCUGGACACUUUUCUCUCUCUGAUCUUUCUCUAUCCUCACUUUUUAUGGCAUGACAUAAGAUCUUGGCCAGUUGUUCCAGUUUGGGUCUCUUUCCUCUUGUGUCUCCUUCUCACCUCAUGUCCAAGCUCAGGAAGCCUCUCCUCUGUCUGUCCUGCAGUUAGGCAGGGGUGGCCCUCCCUGGACUCCAUUUGUGGUCUCUGUGCUGAGUCCCCUCCUAUGAAGAGCAUCUCCUUUGCUCUCAGACCUGGAGCCUGCCUUUCGGCCACAGCUGAUGCUGUGUUUUUCACUUGUCACAAUUACCUUCUCAUUUCUCACUCUUAAAAAUGUAGUCAUGGUGACCUCAAGUCAGAUCCCAGACCUCUGUGUGAGGCUCUGGGGCCCAGGUCCAGUGACCAUGGCCAUUCCCAGGACUUUGUUGAUUUAGGAAACAACUUUCUGCCACCCUACUGUGGCAUAAAUAGGAAGUAACCCACUAUGUAUAGCAAUUACAUUCAGUUCCCAGCAACAUACACCACAAAAAGAGUGUUUUAACCACCAGGGUUAUUUUUUGUUUUCUUGUUUGCUUCUUUGAUAAGGACUGGUGUGGUGGCUCCAUCUUAUUGUCUGUAGAUUUUGCUCCAUUUUUUUUUUUUGACUUUUUAUAUUCUUUACUAGACAUCAGGCUCCCACUCUGGUAGGUUCCCUUUAUAAUAUAUUUUACUUUCAAGUGAUUAUGUGCUGAUAUUUGCUUUUGCAUUUACAGAUGGAAUUAUAUUUCUCCUUUAAAGUUU